AUGUCAACAGGCAACUUAGGAAAUCUCCCUCUUAUUAUAAUCCCUGCGGUUUGUAAAGAGAGAGCGAGCCCCUUUGGAGAUCCUGAUGUUUGUCGCACUAAUGGAAUGGGCUAUGCUUCACUUUCAAUGGCAAUAGGCGCAAUUUAUCUGUGGUCGUAUGUAUACAAUGUCGUUAGAGUCUCUACAAUAAACUCAAUGGAAGUUGAAAUAGUGGACUCUCCUAUGAGUAAGUCCCGAAGAGAAGGCUCAUCUGCUGGAUCAGCCAGUAAUGGGGCAAGAGAACCUUUACUUGAUUCAAGCAAUGAAGACCGUGAAAUUGUACUUACUUUGCCACCAGAUAGGUUUGGAAAUAGACCUCAGGUGUCCUUUUUAGAUAGUGUGAAAGAAUGCUUCGAGAAGCUCUUCGAAAAGAUGAACCUGAAGAAAUUAUUUGCACCUUCGACAACAGGAGCGAUUGUUGGGUUUGCAGUCGGACUUGUGCCUCAAAUUCGACAACUGCUAAUUGGUGAUGCUGCCCCUCUUCGUGUACUCCAAGAUACUGCUCUCUUCCUUGGGGAUGCCGCUGUUCCAUCUAUCACACUGAUCGUGGGUGGGAACCUUUUGAAAGGUCUGAAAGGUACAGCAAUUCAGAAGUCCAUUAUUUUCGGCAUCCUAGGUGUUCGAUACAUUGUCAUGCCUCUGCUAGGCAUUGUCAUUGUUAAAGGGGCAGUCCGUUUUGGUUUUGUGCACAAUGAUCCUCUUUAUCAAUUUGUCCUCCUGCUGCAAUUUUCACUUCCACCAGCGAUGAACAUAGGAACAAUAACUCAACUGUUUGGUAUGGGGGAGAGUGAAUGCUCUGUGAUUAUGCUGUGGUGUUAUUCAGUGGCUUCUGUGGCUUUAACACUCUGGUCAACAUACUUUCUGUGGCUUGUGUCCUGA
Messenger RNA from Striga hermonthica, 918 nucleotides. Lineage: Eukaryota; Viridiplantae; Streptophyta; Magnoliopsida; Lamiales; Orobanchaceae. The record is from the annotation of a GenBank genome assembly.